Messenger RNA from Nymphaea colorata (pocket water lily), 3032 nucleotides. RefSeq names its product MAR-binding filament-like protein 1-1. Bases 93 to 2504 code for a protein of 803 amino acids. NCBI's taxonomy places the organism in Eukaryota, Viridiplantae, Streptophyta, Magnoliopsida, Nymphaeales, Nymphaeaceae. The record is from RefSeq and is a predicted model, not a curated record. The transcript has 7 exons.
CAUCUCCCAUUGUUCUUAUUAUGCGUUCCUGAUUGCUUUUUGUUCUUGGUUCCUGCUUCCUUGUUUUCUACUUUGGAUGCUUGGGGAGUGAGAUGGGGUUCCUCACUGGAAGUUCCUUGCAACUCUCCCCGUUGUCCAACUUCUCCUUUGCUGCUCCCAGAACCCAAUCAAGAAGACCAGCUGUGGUGAAGGAUUCUGCGAAGCCCACAGGAAACAAUCAUCAUGGUGACAAAGAUAAAGUUGGGACAAGCGUUUCCCUGGAUAGGAGGAUUCUUCUACUUGUGGGUCUAUCAGCUACCCCCUUUUUUCAGUCAAGAGUUGACGCCGUUGAAGGUCCCUAUGUCAAUGUCGUGUAUAAUGCAAACGGAAGGACAGUAACCAGGAUAGUUGGUCGUGGUUCACGAAGUGCAGAAUCAAGAGCAGGGGGACGUCAAGUGCCUGAAGACCGUGGUGUGCUAGAGAAAGAAGAAAAUAGCCCACUCCUUGUGUCAACUCCGGAAAAUCCAGACAGACAAGAAGAUGUGCUUCAGAUUUCCGUUCCUCAAAGCCCAGAAACACAAGAUAAUAGAGUAGCUCAAGCUUCGAUACCGAACCCAAAUAUAGAGAAUAAAUUUUCUGAAGCUGUUGUGGAAGAGAGAGUGGAUCAACAAGGAAAGCAAACAAGCACUUUCAUUUCUGUCCUUAACGGACUGGGAAUCGUUGGCUCUGGUGUCCUUGGAGCAUUAUACACACUAGCACAGAAGGAUAAGAUGGUCACAAAAUCAACAAUUGAAACUUUGAAAACAGAUCUGAAUAAAAAAGAGGCAGCCACGAAUUCAUUGAAGGAGUCUCUUGAAAAGAAGGUGUUGGCUGAACAGGAAGAAAAAUUCAAGCAAUUGAAACAAGCUAAGGAAGAAGAACUGUUACUUUCAAAACAGUUGGCCUCAGCAGGUGAAACUGUAUUAAGCUUACAGCAGGAACUGCAACGUGAGAAGAAUUCUGUGGAAGAGCUGAAAUUGCAGAUGGAGAGCCUUCAUAUUAGCCUUGAACAAGCUCGGAAGGAUAACAUGGAGCUUGACUCAAAAUUAAAGGGGAAACAGGACUUAAUACAUGGACUGAAUCAAAAAAUAAGUUUGUUAACUUUAGAAGUAAACGAGAAGUCAACCAAUAUUGACAACAUCAAGCUGUCUCUUGCAGAAAAAGAGCAGGAAUAUGAACAGUUAAUGUCAGUUCAUGAGCAAGCUAAAAAUGCACUUGAGGAAGCCAAGACUGAAAUGCAAAGUUUGGGACAGGAACUCACAAAAUCACAAGAAGAAUUGGUUAUGACUACAUCAGAGUUGCAUGAUUUGAAGGAUAGAACUGAAGUAGUUAUUACUGAAAGAAACAAGUUGGGAGAAAAAUUGUCUGUUCUAGAAGGGGAAUAUAAUAGCUUGAAAUCUUCUUCAGAGGAAAAGGCUGCUCGUGAUUCUCAGCUCUUAUCUGAGAAGGAGAAACAGCUACAAGAGAUGAAAGAGACACUAGAGCGCCAGUUCUCUGAAGCAAGGGCAAGCGAUGCUUUGCUCAAAGACUCAACACAACAAAGGGACAGUUUAAGAGCUGUGUUGCAGGAAAAAGAAGCAUUAUAUAAGAAUUUGCAGCUUGAAUUUCAGGCCAGCCAAGAAAGCUUGAAAUCUGUCAUUCUCCAAAGAGAGACUUUAUUGAAAGAACUUGAAAAUUCUAAGCAAGCCCGCAAAGACCUUGCCUCUGAAGUUUCAAGGAUUCAAUCUGAAUUUUCAGUAGUGCAAGGAGAACUUGAGAGAAAGUUGGGAGAGGAGCAGUCAACUUCAAAAUCUCUAUCUAUUGAACUUAAAUCUGCUAAAGAAGAUGUGGAGAAGAGCAAAGAAGAACUCAAACGUCUAUGUGAUGAGCUGAAGUUCACCAGGGGGGCACGUGAGGACUUGGAGAAGGAAUUGCUGGAAAUAUAUAAAAAGGCAGAAGUUAGCGCUCAAGAUUUGAAAGAAGAAAGGAAGUUGGUUGCCUCAUUGAACCGAGAUCUUGAGGUGCUUAAAAAGCAAAUUUCUGAAGAUAAGGAAGCAAGGAAAAACAUGGAAAAGGAUUUGGAAGGGGCUGCAAAGUCCCUUGAUGAGAUGAACCGGAAUGCCUUGCUGCUCUCCAAGGAGCUAGAGAUGUUCAGAUCACAAGCUGAGAGUCUCGAAGCAGAAAAGGACCUGUUAUAUGAGACUCUACGUGAACAGAAGCUUUUGGCAAAGGAGGCUCAGGAGAAUGCAGAAAACACCCACAAUAUUCUUGUAAGAUUUGGGAAGGAGAAAGAUCAGUUAGCGAAGAGAGCUAAGAGGCUGGAAGAAGAGCUUGCAUCCAUGAAGGGUGAGGUGUUGCGCUUAAGGCGGCAACUAAAUUCAUCAAGUUCUGAAGGUGAGGAAGAUCUAGAGAAUGCUGCGAACAUGAAGAAGCAAUCUAGGAGGAGAAAGGUGGGAGCCACUGUUGAAGUUCCUCAAACAGUUAACGAACGAGAGACAAGCAUUUGAUACAAUCAUAUGGCUUACUUUGCAUGUGUGUAUCUUUUUUUACCUUGAUCUCAUGAUUAGGCAUCGCACCCUUUUUCUUCUUUCCUGGCCAUAUAAAGUAAGAUGCCAGAGUUACAGAAUAGAAAUUAUUUUGGAUUGCGUGAAUGCAUUACCGACUUGAUGGCAAAUAGUCGAAGAACAGCUCCUGGUUAUGUGCUCAAAAUGAUGCACAAUUGGGCGCCGGCCAUUUCAUGAGCCAUCUGUUUUAUGGUAACAAAUGCUGAAGGAGAGUUUGAAGGAAAAGCUCAAGCUUGAACCCUCUUUCGAGCAAUCAUAGAGAACCUGAAUCCUCUUGGGAGCAGUAGUGAAACCAAUCACCUCUUCAAUAUCGUAAAGUACAGCGACAGUUUGGGCUUGCGCAGGGAAUGACACCCAUGAGGACGAAAUCUAUGGGAUGCCUGUGUUACAGUUCACAUCACCAACCGGUUUGGUUCUAAUAAAUGCGAAGGUUUAUCGGCCGCCACCGGUUGAUAUAUAGCUUGUUGCCAA